Carassius gibelio (silver crucian carp) is the source of this 2806-nucleotide messenger RNA. Its product is annotated as coiled-coil domain-containing protein 120. The record is from RefSeq and is a predicted model, not a curated record. NCBI's taxonomy places the organism in Eukaryota, Metazoa, Chordata, Actinopteri, Cypriniformes, Cyprinidae. The transcript has 11 exons. The coding region runs from base 397 to 2295 and encodes 632 amino acids.
AGUCAAGUGGAUGCGUGUUGCUCUUCUCUGUUUGCCAGUCUUGUUCCAGAGGCGUGACCGCGCUUUACACUGGAUACCUGGGUGACUGCUGAAUAGUGAGAGAUGUUGUUAUAAUAUCCUUCCGGCGUGAUGCGGGGACCCUGUGUGUGUUUUGCGUGAAGGCGAGGAUGUGAUCUGCAGGAUGUGACUGAGGAGAGCCGCAGAUGAAUAUUAAUUGGCAUCGCAGGGCUCAGCAGUAAAUUGAGAAGUCGCACAGUGGCUCCCCUGCAGGCCAUUGGGAUACUGCAGCAUUGUGGACCACAACACUGAACGGACAUGCCUCACGUGACUCAAAAUAUAAGGAGCUGAGGGUAAUUGGGAGCUAAAGACUUCACAAGACUUCCUCAAAUCCAUUCUAUGGAGGUCAAAGGUCGCCUCAUCACUGCCAUGGGCUUAGGGGCUCCAGAUGUCCAGGGCUGUCAGGACAGCAAGCUGCAAGUGGAGCGGAUCUCAGAACUGCAGGAGCGAAAGCAGAGUCUGCAGAGCCUUUUGAACAGCCGUCUCGGAGAACUGCGACAAGUGUGUCUUCUGGAGGCGGAGCUCACUGGGAAGCUUCCACAGGAUUUUCCUUUAGAAGAAGGGGAAAGACCUCCCUUUGUUCAGCGCCGAGCUGGUCUGGCCCCUCACAUUACCUCAAAAGGAGAGGAUGACGCAGGUCAGCGACGACAGAUGAAGGCUCUCUUCAGUGGUGCCCUGCGCCGGAGCAUCGAUUCUGAUAAAAAUGCAUUGCAUAGUAAGAGGACUGUUCAUCGGGGAUGCCACACAGAGGAAACUGUGAAGUCAGAGAGCAGUUCAAUGUCAGACUCAACAUCACAUGACAAUGGCUGUAGCUUUGAUACACAACUCUGUCACCUGUGGUUCACAGAGGAUUCGUCUCCCAGUGUGGCACCUGAGCAUCGCUCCUUGUCUCACCCCCGGCUGGCCCCAGGCAGUCCUGACAGUAGGCUCUGCAGAAAGCUGUCACCUGUGGAAAUCUACUAUGAGAUGAGGACUCGCCGCAACUCGGCCUCAAGCUCUGUGAGCCCGAGUCACUCACUCCCAAGAAGUGCAUCCAAUGUGGAGGGCAGAAGUGUUCCAGCCACACCGCUGUUGUCCCGUACUGCACCAAUGAGCGUCCACAUGAGGCCGGAGAUGUCUUUUGGUAUUGCACUAAAGCAGUGGUACGGUAGUCCAGAUGUUCCUCAGUUUGUCCCGUUGGCAUCUUUAGAGGGCUCCUCUUCUGAGCGCCGCAGCUGCCCGUAUGGUUCCCGCGCCCGUCGUAGCAACAGCUCUGAGGCGCUACUCGACCGCUCGAGUCUCCCUGAGCCCGGUCCUUCCCGCAACGGCAUGCCACCCCGAGCUGGACCAUACAAGAGCUCCGAGUCCCUCACAGAUGGGAAGCUCCGUCAGAUCUAUCAAGGCAGCCCAGACAGACAGAUGAUGGGAUUUAAAGACCAGGGUCGAAUGCGCUCCUCUCUGGGCGGCCAAAGCAGUGGCAUGGGUUACAAUGAGAUUUUGAUGGACUACAUUUGGGGCAAACAGCAAAAGGGGCCCAUCCAGGCUCAACAGAACCAGUCAGCAGGACGAAUCUGGCCAGACUUCUCCACUCCUCCAUCGGGCACCCCUCCACACUACAAUGGUUUCUCUCAUUCACAGUUACAUCUGGCGGCGGCUCCACCUUUUUACAGCCCCAUGCUGCUGCGGGGUCAAGAGGCCGAACCCCGUCGGGUAAAAGUGACACGCACAAAGUCCUGUGGACCCUUCAUCCCUUUACAGCAGCACUCACAGGAUGCCGUGUUGUUCUCUGCGUAUGACCUAUCACAUCCCACUGCUGGAUCCACAGCUUCUUCUAUUCCUAACCUGCUCCCUCACCACACAGAGCUGUCCACUGCUGCAGCGCUCGGCCGCAGACCACCUCAGUUCUCUCUGCCCACUCCUGAGGACUCCACCCGCAGUCUGCACAAGGCUCUGGCUCUGGAAGGACUCCGGGACUGGUAUCUGAGGAACGCCUUAGGUUAUUCCACUAUGGCCAAAGGUCACGAUGGACUCACCAUGCGCCAUUCACAUACUCACCACCUGGUGCACCAGCCCCAGUCUGUUACAGGCGACCCACUGUACUCUGUGCACCGUCAAAUACCUCAGUCAGCUUCAUUUCAUGGGCAUCCCUUGCAAGCCAGGUCUGUGGAGCUCUCUCUCUACUCGGAGCCUUUUCCCACCGAGGGGGGCGCUCCGAAAGAGUCGGGCUCUGAGCCUCCUUCACCUGGAACACUUGUCUGACUGGCAGCCAACACACCCCACAGCCUCCAGUGCAACCCGUUACAAUAUCUGAUGCAAAAUGACACCUUGUCUUAGGCAUGCACCAGUCCAAUACUGUGCUCAAAAUUAAGGGGGAAAAACCAUUGAAAUAAUGCAUUCUUUGUAGCAUAAAUGCUGGCACACAAACAAUGACAGCAGGACAAAAUAGAAUUUGAUUGGAGAUAGGUAUAUAAUUACAGCAUUAUUUAAAAGUACAAUUAUUAAACUGUAUUUAAAAAUGAUAUUGGUGCAUCGUUGAGCAAAUAAGGAGGCAUCUGUAACAGCUCAGAACUGAAAUUGAGGAGCUCCCCCCCCCUCAUUCUCUGUUUAUGUAUUAUUGGGAUGUUAUUGUAAUGUAUUUACAUUUUCAAAACAAAAUAUAAAGGUAAUCAUAUCAUCUCAACUUCAUCCUGAGAUAUAUAGAUAUAUAUAUAUAUUUUCAGAGAAUAAAAUAUAUUAUAAGAUGUAGGUAUUCUAAAUGACUAUUUUGUAA